Molecule: messenger RNA, 3919 nt
Organism: Acanthochromis polyacanthus (spiny chromis)
Lineage: Eukaryota; Metazoa; Chordata; Actinopteri; Pomacentridae
Gene: cacnb1
Product: calcium channel, voltage-dependent, beta 1 subunit
Exons: 14
Coding region: 212-2089 (625 amino acids)
Biological process (GO): chemical synaptic transmission; neuromuscular junction development; calcium ion transmembrane transport
Cellular component (GO): voltage-gated calcium channel complex
Molecular function (GO): protein binding; high voltage-gated calcium channel activity
Source: RefSeq, a predicted model, not a curated record
AAAGGCUGGUGCGCCAGUGUGGCACGCUAUAGGCUGGAGGGAGGCAGCUGUUGCCAUUAUAUUAGCAGGCAGCUCCGAUACAUCAGCGGCUUCACCCUCCUCGACUAGAAAGAAGAAGAAAAAAAAGGAAAAGGAAGAAGAUGAGUCUGCGGACAACAUCGUAAACACACGAAACUGACAGUAGAGAAUUUAUUUCAAAAAGUGAAAUCCAAUGGUACAGAAAAGUAGUAUGUCCAGGACGCCUUCGACCUCAACCCAGGAGAUCCAAAUGGACAUGUUCGACCAUCAUCCACACACACAGGGAAAGUACGCCAAGAGGAAGAGCCGGUUCAAGCGCUCGGAUGGAAGCACCUCCUCUGACACCACCUCCAACAGCUUCGUCCGACAGGGCUCUGCAGACUCCUACACCAGUCGGCCGUCGGACUCGGACGUGUCCCUGGAGGAGGAUCCCGAGGCUCUGAGGAAGGAGGCCGACCGACAGGCUCUCGCCACACUCGAGAAAGCAAAGACCAAACCGGUGGCGUUUGCUGUUCGCACCAACGUCGGCUACAACCCCGGCCCCAGCGACGAUGUCCCCGUGCAGGGCAUGGCCAUCUCCUUCGAAGCCAAAGACUUCUUGCACAUUAAAGAGAAGUACAACAACGACUGGUGGAUCGGGCGCCUGGUGAAGGAGGGCUGCGAGGUGGGCUUCAUUCCCAGCCCGGUCAAACUGGAGAACACCCGCCUGCUGCAGGAGCAGAGGAUGAGACAGAACCGACUGAGCUCCAGUAAAUCUGGAGGAAGUUCUAGUCUGGACGUUGCCACGGGAACCCGCCGACCCACCCCACCUGGCACAGGUGGCCCGGCUAAACAGAAACAGAAGUCGAUGGAGCACGUCCCCCCCUAUGAUGUGGUUCCCUCCAUGAGACCCAUCAUCCUCGUCGGACCUUCACUCAAAGGCUACGAGGUGACAGACAUGAUGCAGAAAGCGCUCUUUGACUUCCUGAAACACAAGUUUGAGGGCAGGAUAUCCAUCACACGGGUGACAGCAGACAUCUCUCUGGCCAAACGCUCGGUCCUCAACAACCCCAGCAAACACACCAUCAUCGAGCGCUCCAGUACUCGCUCCAGCCUUGCUGAGGUGCAGAGCGAGAUAGAGCGUAUUUUCGAGCUGGCCCGAACCCUGCAGCUGGUCGCUCUGGAUGCAGACACCAUCAACCAUCCCUCUCAGCUGGCCAAGACCUCCCUGGCUCCCAUCAUUGUCUAUAUCAAAAUAGCCUCGCCCAAGGUUCUCCAGAGGCUCAUUAAGUCCAGGGGGAAGUCUCAGGCCAAACACCUAAAUGUGCAGAUGGUUGCAGCAGACAAGCUGGCUCAGUGCCCACCUGAACUGUUUGACAUCAUCCUGGACGAGAACCAGCUGGAGGACGCCUGCGAGCAUCUGGCCGACUACCUGGAGGCCUACUGGAAGGCGACGCACCCGCCGAGCAGCAACCCUCCCAACCCACUGCUGAACCGCACCAUGGCCACGGCAGCGCUGGCCGCCUCCCCCGAGCCCGUCUCCAACCUGCAGGGGCCGUACAUGGUGCACGGCGAGCAGAAGCGUGAAGGGCCUCUGACGGAGUGCGGCGGUAGCGGCACGCUGCACGACUACCAGACCGACCUGGACGGGAAACGUCAGCAGCAGCACCAGCAGCAGACGUACCUGCGCUCGUCCCGCGGUCAGCUGAGAGGAGGCAGCGGCCGAGGGCUGUCCCGGCAGGACACCUUCGACUCAGAGACCCAGGGCAGCCGGGACUCGGCCUACACCGAGGCCGGGGACUCCUGCAUGGACAUUGAGACCGACCCGUAUGAGGAGCCGGAGCCCUACCGAGGCGGCGGAGGGAGCCGCCUUCACCUGGCGCAGCACCACGGCAGACAGGCCUCCUGGGAGGACGAGGGCGCCGAGCCGGACCAGGAGAACCUCAACCACCCCCCGAUGCCGAGCCAGACACAGCCGCACGGUCGGGCCAAGCUGAGGGAGCGUUACUGCCAGGAACCGGUGGAGACGGGCGCCAACAUGAGCCGCAACAAGAACCAGGACGACUGGGGGAGGGAUGUCUACAUCCGCUGAACCCGGUGGCAGACUGAGGACAGACGGGGAGGUUCGGGGCCACGCCGGUCAGGCCAACAAAAAACCUGUUUACAUCCCAGUACAAUGUAAAGAAAUCCAUCAACUGCCAGAUGCCAUCUUCUUGCAAUUUCUUUAUGUUUAGAAAAACUACUAUUGGUCUGUUUCUUUUUGUUUCCUAUGUUAAUACUGCAUGAAUAUCAUGGAUUUCUCUACUGACAGCACGAGGACAGUAAUUGUGAAUCCUCCAGUUGUAGAGUGAAGUGAAGGCUGGUAGAAACCGUCAUGUCCGUCCUCUGCAGUCUUAAACAGGGUCUAACGUCGCCGUCCCCAUGUGUGAACAGCGUCAGGGUUUCUCUUAAUCACUGCUUUUAGCUUCUUUCAGGGUUUUUCCUCCUAGAACUGAGAUCCAGAAAUCUCUCACCUCCACUCUGUUAUCACCCAGACCUUAAAAAGAAAAGAAAAAAGAAAGCUGGUGGAGAAGUUGCCAUAUUUAAAACAAAAUUUAUCAACGUUGGCAAAGAAAACACUCCAAAGAUGUUUACUUCCUCCCUGAACCUGGCUCAUGUCCGACCCCAUCUCCUUCUUCUUUCUCGGGUGCUGAGUUCACCUGCAGUAUUCACCUGUCGUCUGUUUGUUUAUUUUUGGUAGUUUUUUUUGAGUUUUCGUGUGAAUGAAGCGUCCUGCCUUAUAGUCGCACCGUUAUUUCAAGAAAAAAAAACUCCAAUCACAAGUGCCGGAAUGUCUCGCCAAGCCAUGUCCACCAGCUGCCACGGUGGGACGUCUUAACUCUCGUUACACUCGUUUUCAUACCAUUUCUUUGUGUCUUUGUGAGUCCCAGCGUGCCGCCUGUCUCCUUUUCUUUGCUUCGUCGUCUGUUAUUUAGGGUUUUUUUUUCUUUCUCGUCAGGGCUGAUGGUUGUAUUAAAAGUACUCGUGUGUGUGGUUCCCAGAUUCCACCCCAACAGCUUAGCUUGUCUGAUAUUAGAUACCACUCUCUUCUAACUCUUGAUUUCUGACUGCAUUAGUGUCGUUUUUUUCUUUCCUGUGAACAUUUGCAAUCUCCUUUUUGUUUUUUAAAAUCUUCGGUUCUUUGUGAGGUAGUGAAAGGAGUAUCAAAGCGGGGAGGGGGGUUCUAGGAUCAGCUUUUUGGUCUUUACUCUGGUUUAUCUAUAAUGGAGAAUCCAUGAAUGUCUUUGGUGGGCCGCCGCGGCAUUUCCACCCUGUCUUCAGCUGAAUAAAUAAAUAUUAAAUAAUGAUCGGUAAAUAAUGUUAUUGUUGCGUUAUCGCAAUUGUUAAAAAUUAUGAAAUAACAUGUAUCAUUGGUGCCUGAUUGUAGCUACAUUUUGCUUUUUCUGCCUUUCAUUUUUAAUCUGUGGAUAAAUUCGUAUUUUAAUUAAAAAUUUAAUGACAAAAAAUGGCAUUGUGUCGCUUUAAAUGGUUCAGUAAGAAGCACGGAUUCCAAAGAUGCUGAAUGUACUCGUGUUAACUUGAUAUUCACUAGUAAAGCUGCUGUUUUUUUUUCUUUUCUGGAAAUCAUUUUAAGUUUAUUCAGUUUAGAAACAAGAGGUCUCCUGCUGCCUUAAAAAACUGAGUUAUCUGCACCUUUAAUUAACUUAAAGUCAUUUUUUGAGUUGUGAAAGUGUAAAACUGGCUGGCAACCUUUUGUUUUCGAGAAAUACGAAAAGAAAGACCUUGUCCAAAUUUACACCACGUCUGUUUUCUCAAAUUCUACAAGAAAUGCAUGAUGGGAAAUCUGAUUAACUGCUAGUUUUAUUUCUUAUGAACCAAAAUUUCAUGAGUUUGCAGAAAUUAAAACUGUUCAUUCAUUCAA